CUUUUUAAAAAGUGUUUUUUUAUUAAGGAAAAGUAGCAAACCGUCCCUAAAUAUUUCUUUUCCCGUUUCUUCACGAAUCACGACCCUUUGCCUUCCCAGCAAAGGAUCGCCUUGGCUCUCUCAUCCAGUCAUCAACCAGACUAUCAUGGCGGAAUCCGCACGUUCAGAAGAAACAUGCCCAAACAUCAAUGAGAAAGCUAAGAAAGAGGUUCACCAUGACAAGGAAACACAUGGAAGGAGUGGAGAAAUUGAUGAGAACACAUCAGUUGAUGAAAUUAAGGGACCGAAUGUGUUUGAGCGUGCUAAGGAAGAAUUUGACGCGGUUGUCGAUGCAAUUCUUCCUGGCAAAAAGAAGGAAAAUGCCCAAACAUCAUUGACAAAGCUAAGAACACACCAGUUGAUGAAAUUAAGGGACCGAGUAUGUUUGAGCGAGUUAAGGAAGAAGUUGAGGCUGUUGUCGGAGCAAUUCUUCAUGGAAAGUGAUUCUUCAUUUCGGAUAUGGUUCUUAGGAACACUCAUUGUCACUGAGAAUGUUAUUAUUAACGUAUUUAAGUCUUGAUGUUUUAUUAAAUAUUUUAAUAAUGUUUGUGUAUCAUCCUCUUCUGUAUUUGGUAUUCUCAUGUGUAUAAUCAUGUGGCAUAGCUCUAUUAAGCACUCUAUUAUUUGUACAUGAAAAGCACUCCUAAUUAAUUUGGUAUUCUCACUAUUUUAAAAAAU
This is a messenger RNA of Cuscuta epithymum, 717 nucleotides long. The record is from the annotation of a GenBank genome assembly. Lineage: Eukaryota; Viridiplantae; Streptophyta; Magnoliopsida; Solanales; Convolvulaceae.